Acanthoscelides obtectus is the source of this 3624-nucleotide messenger RNA. NCBI's taxonomy places the organism in Eukaryota, Metazoa, Arthropoda, Insecta, Coleoptera, Chrysomelidae. The record is from the annotation of a GenBank genome assembly.
UAUUGCAGAGCUCCCUGCACAGCCCCACAAUUCGGUGCUCAUGCGAUGCUGGCUUGCGUCUGCCAGCCGGCCGACCCGUCUGUCUUCCGCCGUUCUCCGGUGCCCCUGGGUACGCCUCCACUGACCGCCGGGCUGCCCCUACGCGCCACCACCAAGGGGCCAGGCAGGGGCGUACGGGUGGUCAACAAGUCCGACGUCAUCGUCAGCGCUCCGGUUACCUCGAAACAACAAAGUGCUCCUAUUACUUCGAAGGAGACGCCUCGCUACUCGAGUGUGUCAAACGAAACCCCUAUUGGCAUCGCCACUGGUGAGGCUGAAGAGCGAUUGGCUAAGGAGGUCCUCAUCGACUUCGGCAAAAAGGAGGGGGAAGGGAAGACAGUGGCGUCGGAUAAGCCGGAUUCAUCUAGUUCUAGUGCACAGUGUUCAACGACCGUUCUGGAUGUUUCACCCGUGAAACAGAAGUGCGCCAAAAAAUGCAAAAACAAACGCAAACACGAUAAGAAACAUCAGCAGUGUAGUAACUUUAAGAAAUCGGGUGAUAGUAAUGUUGAAGGAACGACUAGCUGUGAUGAGGACAAGAUUAAAGUACAGAGCCCUAGUGAAUUUAAGAAGCUACCGGACGGAGUGCACCUGAGCGUGAGCGAGCUGCGCGAUAUGGCGUGCCGUCAGCAAGCGCAGAUCGAGCAGCAACACCGUCUGCUGGCUGCCAAAGAGCAGCGCCUCCGCUAUUUGAAGGAGCAGGAAGCGCGCCAGCGCAGGGUGCACGCUGAGGGGGAACGGCUGCGCAGACUUAGGGAACGUGUCGACGCGCAGGAACUGAAGCUGAGGAAAUUGCGCGCGUUGCGAGGACAGGUGGACCAUCAGAAGCAGAACAACAUAUCGCUGACAAGUGACUUGGAUUCGAUACGAGCAUUGUUCAAUGAGAAGGAGAAAGAGUUAUCGUUGGCCGUAGCAAAGGUAGAAGAGUUGACUAGGCAGCUAGAGGAAUUACGAAGAGGCCGAAAUGACAGAGAACCACCCCCCGCUUCCGCUUUAGAGCUUGAUAAGCUUCGAAGAGAACUUAUGUAUCGCAAUAAACUAAACGAGCAGCAAAAUCAACGGUUAUACCAACAACGUGAGGCACUGACAGCGAGGCAAGAAGAGAUGACCGCGAUAGACAAGAGGAUAUCCGAGCUACAGGAACGGCUACAUCGGAAGAGGCUGCUUAACCAGCAGUUGGCUAGUCAGAUCAGCGCAGCCUCCCACAAAGCUGCCUACCACCAAUUAGUUAGAUUAACUGGAAAUGCGGAGCAGAACAAUCAAGCAUUUGCAAGGAAACAACAACAAAACAACCAGUCAAACGGCCUAUCACGUGGCAACAUUGCCGCCGUUGAGCCAUACAAUCAUGUUCCUUUACAAUCUAGCCAUCAAGUUAAGAAUUUCAACUGUCAUGAGAAUUCUACAUAUCACCCUUCGUAUCAGCAAAACAACCACCAUAUCAAACAUGACGAUCCGAAUUCAAACAGUGCCCAUGAAGCCCAAGAUCUUGCGAAGAAGAUGGCAAACCUUUAUGUGCCUAGAGCGGAUGAAAGUGAUGCCCUCAAGAAUUUCUCCGUAUCCAAAAAUGACCCCAAGUACCAAACUUUACCUUAUAAUACGAAAUUUACUGUCAAUCUUGUCACCAGUCGACUCAAAGGCGAAAAUCAGUGUAACAACAACGAAGUGGCCAAAGAAGAUCUCAAUGCAGUGCACCAGCAACAACAACAACAUCAGCAACAGCAGCACAUAUCAAACAGUACCAACUACCAAAUGCAAAUGACAGUUCACAGCGCACCCCUUAACAUGGUGAAUAAAAAUAUUGCUACACCUUUGAACCAACACGAUCUUCUGGCAAGAAAGAACAGCAAUGAAAUCAAGGACCAAACAAAUAGAGAAAAUGCGUAUCCUGGAGUUAUCAGCGGGAGUGCUGCAACUACCACAUAUCAUAAACCCAUCAGCAGCGUGGCACCAACCUCUAUCCAGCACAGUGGCGUGCCUUCAGCCGUCUACCAGACCUCCUCUAUCAAAGUACAACCUGUUGAACCACAAACAUUGCCCCCCGCUACUGCACCAAAAACAGUCGCAUUGACCAACGUCGUGCAGUCACCCCAAGCAGGGCUACCACUUUCGCCUCCUCAGUCCACCAGCACGCCACUGAAUACCACUCCCGUUAGUGGGGUAACAUCACCAGAAGGCCCUGAGAAGAGUCCAAAGCCAGCGCUACCCCCAAAACCUGCCAUCAAGCCGCCCCCAAGGCAAACACAAAUUUUGAGUGAAGAAUGUGCUCCCCCGCCUCUUCCUUUGACAGAUCCACCUGACGACAAAAACGCAGCGGCAUCAAAAAAUAGUGCUACUAAUCAAAAACAAGGUACCUUUCCCCUUCAACCUCCAACGAGUCAACCAAACUCAGAGAUGUUCAUCAAAGCGAAACCGUUGACCCUUAAAAAGCAGCUACUUAACGAACAACCGAAGUUGAGGUCGAGCAGCUCUCAUUCGAAACUGAACGGCCUAUCAGGGAAUAGCAGAGGUAGGAUGGACGUGCCUCAGACUUUUAACUAUCCUGAGUUACAAAACAGUGCGGAAAAGUCAUCGGAGAACCAAGACAAUAAGCAGACGGAAAGAGAUGAAACGGACAAGGCAUCCUCCAUUGAGGAAUCCUCCGAAAAGGAGGAACGACCACCGGUAGAUGGCGUAGUGCGUCGUUGUAAGAAGGGUAACUUGAAGCAAACGGGGAAAACAACGUUAGCGCGAAGAGUUAGUUUUGACCCGCUGGCCUUGCUGUUGGAUGCUAGUCUAGAGGGAGAAUUGGAGCUGGUGAAGAAAACUGCUGCGCAAGUGCCUAACCCCAGUGCGGCCAAUGAUGAAGGCAUAACGGCUCUCCACAACGCAAUCUGUGCCGGCCACUUGGACAUUGUCCGGUUCCUGGUCGAGUGGGGAUGUGACGUGAACGCCCAGGACAGCGAUGGUUGGACGCCCCUUCACUGUGCUGCCUCUUGCAACAAUCUGGCCAUGGUGAAAUUUCUUGUCGAACAUGGCGCCUGCAUCUUUGCCACCACGCUAAGUGACAGGGAAACGGCAGCUGAGAAGUGUGAAGAAGACGAAGAAGGUUUUGAUGGGUGCUCGGAGUACCUCUAUAGUGUGCAAGAAAAGCUGGGAAUUUUAUCUGGUGGAGUGGUGUAUGCAGUCUUCGACUACACGGCUCAGCAGCCAGAUGAACUCAGUUUCAAGGAAGGUCAACAGUUGACCGUAUUGAGGAAAGGUGACGAGAAUGAAAGAGAAUGGUGGUGGUCCAAGCUGGAUGACAAAGAAGGCUAUGUGCCUAGGAAUCUGCUCGGGUUGUACCCAAGGGUAACCAAGAGCGAAGAUUAGUCUAGGAAACGGUGUAAAAGACAACUUAGUACCUUUGCCUUUAAUUCGGUAAAAAUGUUCACGAUACCUUUGCUCAAUAUAUCGUUGUAUAUUGUACGGUUAAAGGUUUCCUUUUAUUUAUUGUAUGACAUUACUUCAUUAGUUUAUACAUAUAUUGUCUUCAUUGCUUUAAGGUAAUAAGCUUUUAAUAUAUUUUUUGAAAUACGAGAUGUAAAUAUAUAAAUAUGAAAAUAUGAC